Molecule: messenger RNA, 309 nt
Organism: Aricia agestis (brown argus)
Lineage: Eukaryota; Metazoa; Arthropoda; Insecta; Lepidoptera; Lycaenidae
Product: ejaculatory bulb-specific protein 3-like
Exons: 2
Coding region: 10-309 (99 amino acids)
Source: RefSeq, a predicted model, not a curated record
UAUACAGACAUGGACGACACUCUGAACAUUGAAGCAGUCGUCAAAGAUGUGCCCAGAUUCCGAGGGAAUCUUCUAUGCUACGUCGACAAGGGACCUUGCACACCACAAAACUUGGCCUACAAGAAACACUUCAUGGAAAUUGUCAACGACGGAUGCAGGGAGUGCAACGACAGGGAGAGGCACAUGUAUCACGUUUUCCUGAACGCCCUAAAGGAGGAGUUGCCCACCGAGUACCAGGAGUUCAAAGCUAAAUACGACCCCGACGGCAAACACUUCGAAGCCUCCGCCAAGGCGGUUCAAGCUUACUAG